AAUGCAAUAAAAAAACUCCUCAUUUUAUCUUGUUUUCAAUUCACCUUAUAAAACAUCAAUUUCUAUAUCAUCAAAAAUAAAUAAAUAGCUAAAGAUGUGCUUUGUUGGUCUUUUUGGUUAUUUUGAUAAUAGAAUGUUGAUUCAAUUUAAUAAAAAAAAAAUUAACGCCGGAAGUGCGCAUCUAUUUUGUUGGCUAGCUGUGAGCCAGCGCCGGUAGGUCGCCAUAUUUGUGGCGAACAAAGUGUUCAGUUAAAUUAUCGUCGUCCACGACGAAAGGGAGUGCACUACUCCCUUUUUUAAUUUGGAAAGUUUUUAAUUGUGUAUUUACCGCUAGGUAAACAAUUGUAUAGUACGGGGAGUUGUAUUUUCUUUAUUUUGUAAUCAUAAACAUGGCUUUCUAAAAUGUCGGCCUUGUACGUAAUAUCGUUACCUCCUCGCGGAGUAUCCCGCUUAGUUUUUGUUGAUGUUGGAAGAAUCAAGGAUGGACAAAAAAUUAAAUCGAUCAACUCAACCACAGUCGAGGGCAUCAGCCGUCGACUGUAAAAAGCACUCCGAUUUGACUCACAAGCCUUGGCCCCGCAACAAUAAGAAACGUGAAGGUCCUGGUGGCACACCUAAAAAUGAACCAUUUCGGAAAAAUGUAUCUGUACCAAGAGGUAGGGGUUCAGGUGACAGAAGAUCACGUCCUCGUGAAUCAGCCAGUUCACAAAUGGAUGGAACUCCGAACUCCAGGCUAGGGGAUGAUGAUGAACCAGAAAUAGGCUCAGUUUUUGUGCCUGGCAGUAAGAAACAGAACUUCAAUCAUUUGUUGAAUUUUAUGUACCCCACUAGGGGUAACAUAGAACGCAGUGAACGGCGAGGACCACUGUUGCAACGUCAACAAUUCCACCGUUUAUCUUUUCGACAAGAUCAUGAUCUGUACCUAAGAGCUUAUUGUCAAUUUGUAGUGAAGGAAGAUUAUGAUUACAAGAUAAACUCAUUGGAUCCUGAUGUGCCAAUUAAAUGGGAUGAAAUUGAAGAAAUUGUUGUAAGAAGCACUGGAAAGUCUGAAUGCCCUAUAUGUUUGGGGACCCCAGUAGCUGGCCGUGUAGGUCUCUGUAGCCAUGUGUAUUGUUGGGCAUGUGUUCUUCACUAUGCUGCAGCGCAUGAAAAACAACCUCCACCUUGUCCAGUGUGUACUGCACCCCUCAAUGUUAAAGACAUGAAACCUACUAAAAUGCUGCAGUGGGAUGCUCCUGCUGAGGAGGUAACAAUGCGACUUGUUCGUCGCCUGCGUGGCUCUACAAUAGUGGAAGUUGCACCACUGCGGGGUCAGGUCACUGAUUCUAUCCCCUCAUCUAUUUUGCCAAUAGAGAAUAUCCAUAGUGCACCAUUUUGUAAAAUGUUUUCUGCAAACAAACAUCAGAUUCAUGAAAUUUUAAAAAGGGAAAGAAAUGAAAUAGAAACCCAAAUAUUGGAAGAAAUAGAUACCACAGAAAUAGUUUAUCUAGAACAGGCUUUGCAAAUGCUUAAACAGAAAGAAGAUAAAAUUGGACAAAAAAAUGAGAUGCUGAAAAUUGAUGUUGAAAAUAAUGAAGUCCCUCCUCCUAUUGUGUAUGAAAAGCAGGAGGUUAAUGAAAACAAACUUGAUUGGUUUAAUGUUACUGACGAUGGAGCUGCUUGUAUGGAAGAUAUUCAAAAUGAAAUAGCAAAUAUUGAUUUCAAAGAAACCAAAUGGAACCCUGAUGCUCCUGAAUUCUCUCUAAAUGAGGGUACUACUAUACAGGCUUCAACUCAAGAUGGAAUAAAUGAUGUUUUUCUAUCAGAAACUGAUAAUACGGACACAAAUAAAUACAUAACAGAUAUUGACAAACAAAAUCAGGCAAAAUAUUUUUAUUUCUAUCAAGCUGAAGACGGACAGCAAGUGUUUUUGAACAGCUUAAACGUGCGUAUUCUGAAUGAGUCUUGGGGCGCACUUGCUGCUGCACCUACAACCAUCACUGGAAGGGUUCUACACCGUGAGACAUUGCCCCUGACGGAACAGACAAGAAAACACAUGCCAUAUACAGCGCAUUUGCCUCUCUAUUGCUCAGUAGAUAUAGUGGAGUUAGAACUACAACCUCCGUAUGUGACAGCAAAUGCACUUGAAAAUUUCACUGAGGAAUUAUAUCGGCGAGCUCGAGUCCGGGCCCGCCACGAACGGGACGAAAGGCGCCGCGAGCGCGCAUACCGCCGCCAGAUCGAAGGACCUCCUAAGCCGGACUUCUCCUCUGAUGAACUGUUUCCGCCAGCUUCGUCAUCAUUUUCCAGCGCUGGAGUCGACCCGCCGCUUGCCGAAGAACCGAGCCCCUCUACGAGCAUGAGCUCGCCGCCUCCAUCAGGCCUGUCCUUUGCAAAGAUGGCUGGUAGCAGUGGCACAUGGCGCGUUCGGCCAACUGUCUCAGCUCCACCGCCACCGCCGCCGCCUGACGAGGAAGGCACGGGCCCACGUGCGCUCAACCUUAGCGACGCAAUCGAGGCAGCCUUACACGCUGCACCGGUGCCCUCAACUAAGAAGAACAAAAAGUCCAAACAAAAAGUGCUUUUUGCCACUGGCAUGCAACGUGCUGCCUAGUUUUGUGCAAUCUUUGCACUCUAUUCCUGGCUAUAUUUCUACUAAUACUGCUACAAUAUGUAUAUUAAUAGUAAUUGUUUAUUCAUUCAUUCAGGGCAAUUCGAAUAUUAUUAAAUUCCAUCAUAAGUUUAUAAUGAUAAUUAAAUCCUUUUUAUUGGACACAUACAUACACUGCAAUACUGGUGUAUCAUGUGAAAUACUAGGUUGGAGUGCAAAAGGACUUAUUUUAUUACCUCUCUCCCUAAUUUUUUUUACAGUUGAGUAAAAUAAUUUUAAAAUCAAUAUUUUAAACAUUAGCAUUAUCUGUUCCAAAUUAAAAUUAAUAAACUCGCAUUGUAUAGUACAUGUUGCAUUAUUAAAUAUUUGAAAAUCAUUGAUUGGAUUUACACAAAAAAAAAUGGUGGUUGGUAGUGUUUGAAAUUUAGUUCAAAAUAUUAAAAUACAAAAAAAUACUACAUGUCAUGUUUUUAUUUCAUGUAUCUUUAAAUUAUUUAAUAUAUGAACAGGAAAAAUAAUAUAUGCUUUGUUCCAAAAAAAUUAUAAUGUUUAGUAUGUGUUGCAUAACCUGGCUUAUUCUUUCUUCUAAUAUUUUUUAAAUAAAAAUUAUGUUCAAAUAG
Messenger RNA from Bombyx mori (domestic silkworm), 3210 nucleotides. RefSeq names its product E3 ubiquitin-protein ligase RNF10. NCBI's taxonomy places the organism in Eukaryota, Metazoa, Arthropoda, Insecta, Lepidoptera, Bombycidae. Bases 464 to 2593 code for a protein of 709 amino acids. Gene Ontology annotation, molecular function: transcription cis-regulatory region binding; metal ion binding. The record is from RefSeq and is a predicted model, not a curated record. The transcript has 11 exons. Gene Ontology annotation, biological process: positive regulation of transcription by RNA polymerase II.